Molecule: messenger RNA, 954 nt
Organism: Prunus mume (Japanese apricot)
Lineage: Eukaryota; Viridiplantae; Streptophyta; Magnoliopsida; Rosales; Rosaceae
Source: RefSeq, a predicted model, not a curated record
AUGGCCCCAAAAUCCCAAAGAGGUGUGAAUUGGAAACCACAAGAAGAUGAGGCAUUGUGCAGAGGGUGGGUUUCUAUCUCUGAAGAUGGGGCUAUUGGCACCAAUCAAUCAAACAACUCAUUUUGGUUGCGUGUGUACCAAAAGUUUUUGGAAAAUGAUCCGGGUAUGAGCGGAGCCGGGGUACAAUCACUGCAAGCUAUUGCUUCUCGGUUCAAGAUCAUCAACCAACAAUGUUCUCUAUGGAAGGCAUGUAUGACAAAGGCCAAUGCAAGGCAUGUAAGUGGCUCCAAUCUUGAAGAUGUGAUCAUCUCAAACAAGAACAGGAGAGAAAUCUCCAAAUACCUUUCCAAGGGAGUGUGCUAUGCAAAGAAGGACUAUAACUUGGCAAAGCACCCAGAAAUCGAUGUGCCAAAUCUGCAGGUGAUUAAGCUGAUGCAGAGCUUCAAAUCGAAGGAGUAUGUGAGAGAAACUUUUGCUUGGAUGCACUACUACUGGUACCUGACCAAUGAUGUCUCCCUUGAAUUUUUGAGGAACUACCUCAACCUUCCAUCUGAGAUUGUCCCUGCAACUUUGAAGAAGCAGGCCACGCCUCCUGGUCGCCCCUUGGGCCCAUCUGGUGACCGCCCACGCGGCCCACCUUGCUUUGAUGGAGGAGAACGCAGAUUUGGUGACAGGGAUGGGUACCGUUCAGGUCCUUGUGCACCGGGGGGUGAUUUUGGUGACAAGGGUGGAGCACCUGCUGACUACAGACCUUCUUUCGGGGGUAGUAGGCCUGGCUUUGGUCAUGGUGCCGGUGGAUCUGGUGGAGCCGGUGGUUUUGGUGCUGGCCCAGCAAGCUCUGAUCUCUCCUAAGGAAAUGGUUUACUUAAACACCGUUUGGUUUCCUAAGUUUGCAUUUAAGAACGGAUGACAUUCUGUAUUAGGAGACAAUAGCAGUUUUGUCUGACUUGCAAC